CAGACUUCAGGCAGCUGCCGAGGUCCAUGAUAAGAUUUCUCGUGAGACCUUCACUCACGUAUUGGGAUAUAGUCACCUCACUGACUCUUCCUGGAUGCAAGCUACACUGCCGGUCAGGUUUGGUGGUUUCAGCAUGUCACCAUGCCUCAGCACUUCUCGAUUUGCUUUUCUUUCGUCCUGGGUUCACACUCUGGUUCAUCUGCCUAUUCGUUAUCCAGACCUCAAAUCCGCACUGGAUCUUCUAGUCAACUCAAAUGGUGUCGAGGAAUCGAUAGCAUUUUUGCUGAUGCAGGCUGGCAGUGAUGGGACAGAUAUUACUGAAAUGAUUCAAGUUCCAACUAAACUACAACAGAGGCUGACACGGCAACACGCUAAAGAAAAGACGUCAGCAAUGAUCGAGAAGGCCCCCUCCCAGCGAGAUGCUGCUAGGCUAAGAUCGAUUCAAGGCAAGGGCGCUGGAGCCUGGCUGAAUGCUAUGCCCACCUCAAAUAAGCUCGCACUAGUUUCCCGCGAUUUUCGUUUGGCGGCUUGCUUGAGAUUGGGGUUAGCCAUGCCCUUCGAUGGCUGUAUUCGUCAGUGUGACUGUGGUUCUUUUCUGGACAGUUGUGGAUACCAUCUCCUAACAUGUAAGUGGGGCGGUGGUCCAGUCUGGACCCAUGAGUGUAUUGCCAAUGUAUGGUCAGACUGUCUGCGCAGCUUACAAAUGCACCAUCACAGAGAGCCACGUCAUCGAUACAUUACAUCUGACAACCGCCCUGACAUAACAGUUUUCGAUGUUGGAUCAGGGUCCAACACAGAUUUAGACAUUUCGCUAGCACAUCCCUGGAGCAGUGAAGUAAUUUCAGCAUCAGCAUCUACGGAAGGUGCUGCAGCAUCCAGGAGAGAGCAGAAGAAAACGGAAAAAUAUAGCAGAGAACGACUUCUUGGUAAGGAAACAGUGACAGCAGUCCCACUAGUCUUGGAACAUUUUGGUCGAUGGGGACAACAAGCAGAAAUGUACCUACAGCAUUUGUCAAGUAGAUCAACGGAUGCCUAUGGAACAACAAAUGCCUCCUCAUUCAAGACACAUUGGAGGGAGCGCAUGUCCAUUCAGCUACAAAAAGCCAAUGCUCGAGUCAUCUACAGGAAAGUGGAGAGACUUUUAGAUGAUGCUAGUUAAUUUGUGUUUUUCCAAGGCCAUUUGGCCUUUAUUUUUUUUUAGUAAAGGAGCAAGCACGUGUGUAGUUAAUUGGACUGAUGAGGACAUUGUGUUGUAGAGGAUUUAGCCUCCAUCUGUACGUACUUUGUUCUAUUGAAUAAAAUACCUUUGACAGACAGACAGACAGACAGACAGACAGACAGACAGACAGACAGACA
Molecule: messenger RNA, 1356 nt
Organism: Corticium candelabrum
Lineage: Eukaryota; Metazoa; Porifera; Homoscleromorpha; Homosclerophorida; Plakinidae
Exons: 1
Coding region: 95-1159 (354 amino acids)
Source: RefSeq, a predicted model, not a curated record